Molecule: messenger RNA, 2220 nt
Organism: Fundulus heteroclitus (mummichog)
Lineage: Eukaryota; Metazoa; Chordata; Actinopteri; Cyprinodontiformes; Fundulidae
Exons: 4
Coding region: 263-1138 (291 amino acids)
Source: RefSeq, a predicted model, not a curated record
GUACAACUCCGAUCCAAGCGGUUGAGCAAAGAAAGCCCAGGUGAGUCGGCCGCAGGUGAUCGAUCGAUUGGCUUCAAUUUGCCAACGAUGCGCAGAGAGGAGGCGUAACCGUGGUGACGUGGAGCUUUUACAUUGAAGCCGAGGAGCUCUCCGAUGGCGCAUGGAGAGUAAAGAACCCGGACACCUGUAGGAAGAACCUUUUGACACCAUAGAUCAUAACUUAAGGACAUCAAAACAAGAAGGUUUUCGGUCCUUACACAGGAUGAAGGUGCAACUUGUGCUUCCCCUGACGUUGCUGACGUCUGUGAUUUUGGUGGGGUUCAUGAAGAUACGCAGGAAGGAGCACGAGAAGGAGGAGAAGCGCAGCCGGUUCCAGGACAUCAAGAUGCGGGUGACCAGCGAUGUUCUCCAGGAGUACCAGAGCGAGAAGGCGGAGAAGCACAACGAGCUGGAAAAGGCUCAAAGCGCGCUAAAGACGAUGGAGGACGAAAUGAAGGAAGUGCAGACCAAAGCUGAGAAGUCGACUCAGGAUUUAGCUGGCUGCCAAGAUUCCCAGAAAUCUGGCACAGACCAGUUGGCAGCGGCAGAGACAAACCAGAAAAACCUUAAAGCGGAAACUGAGAAGGAGACGGCUGAGUGGAAAGCAGAAUUGGAUCGACUGAAACAGCAGAUGGCAGACAAAAGCCCAGUCUGCAACUUCUUGAAAGAAACACCAGACCCAAUAAAGACUAUGUGUGGCAUUAAAGAAGAGCCAAAGCCUGAGCCGCCCAAGCAAGAGGAGGCAAAGCCUGAGCCACCCAAGCAAGAGGAGGCAAAGCCUGAGGCCCCGAAACAAGAGGAGGCAAAGCCUGAGGCCCCCAAGCAAGAGGAGGCAAAGGCCGAGGCCCCAAAACAAGAGGAGGCAAAGGCCGAGGCCCCAAAACAAGAGGAGGCAAAGGCCGAGGCCCCAAAACAAGAGGAGGCAAAGGCCGAGGCCCCAAAACAAGAGGAGGCAAAGGCCGAGGCCCCAAAACAAGAGGAGGCAAAGGCCGAGGCCCCCAAGCAAGAGGAGGCAAAGGCCGAGGCCCCCAAGCAAGAGGAGGCAAAGGCCGAGGCCCCCAAGCAAGAGGAGGCAAAGGCCGAGGCCCCCAAACCAUAGGUGAAAAAGGAGAGAACCCCAAACAAGAGGAGCAAAAGACAAACCCCACUAGAAAGUAAGAGGACAUAAAGACAGAUGCCCUGAAAUAAAAAUAUGCACUACCAUCAUUUUCUACUCUACAUCGGAUGGUCAACAGAUCUGUUCACAGGAACAAGAAUAUCCUGAUUUUCAUUUUAGCUGGGAAACAAUGUUGCCGUUGACAUUAAGCAUAUCCAAGAAAACGGGAUACAUGUGUAUUUGGUCUUUAGUUUCUUGAUAUUUAUGCAAAGUGUAAUAUUUAUGCUUAUUGUUAGGUUGUAGCUUUAAAAUGGUCAGCGCAACAGUGCAGAAAGUUAAACAAUGAAUCCAGUCAGCCACAGAAACCUAAAUGCAACUAAAAACGUCAGUGGUGUUGUGCUCUAACACCUAACGUCAAGUUCAAUAAAAUUCCUCUAAAUUGAAAAAUAUUUUUUGUCCCUGUUGGUCUGAGACCAAUUCUCCAUCAGGGAACUCCAUUUGUUACACCCUAAUUUACCAAAUGUCCCGGUCUUAUUACGUUAAAUAUGUCAUUAAAUGUUACAUGUUGUGGAGGUAGGUCUUCUAAGAUCAAUGUUUUUAAGAAAUCCUUUUUUUGUAGCUAAAUAGAAAAUAAAAACAUAUUACGGUGCAGGGAUUGUUUUGCACAGGUUUUAUUUAGUGAAAUGUGUUUGUGGUAAUUUAAUCCCAAACAGCUUUUAUAUGAUAGUUUUUUUCAAAUGGUUUAUGGAUGUGAAGAACUUUCCAUAUUCUCUCUUCUUCAUUGAUCCUACAGUUGUGUCCAUGAACUAAACUCACACUGCACAACUAAAAAGAAAUAAUUUAUUAAAGGAAUUGGGUAUUUUGGUUUCUUUUUUCCCCCACAGGAAUAUAAUAGCAAAGUGCUGGCAUUUACAAUGCUUUGCAAAAUUUUUCACAUCACUUUUUUUUACAUUUGUCACAUAUCUGAAACCUUUGGAGAUUUUAUGUCAUGAACCGAUACAAAGUAGUUGAUAAUUGUGAAGCCGAAGAAAAAUGAUGCAUGGUUUUCAGACGUUGUUUUUGUAUAAAUAAAAAUCUGAAAAGUG